Molecule: messenger RNA, 1524 nt
Organism: Phalacrocorax carbo (great cormorant)
Lineage: Eukaryota; Metazoa; Chordata; Aves; Suliformes; Phalacrocoracidae
Source: RefSeq, a predicted model, not a curated record
CAGGGGCGGGGCCCCGGCCGCAGGGCCGCCGGUGGCGGCGGGAUGGCGAACCCCGGCGGGGCCGCGGCGGACGCGACGGCCGCCGGCGCGGCCAUGGACAGCGGCGUCCUGGCCAUCGUCAUCGCCGCGACCGUGUCCACCUCCGUCUUCAUCGUGGCCAUCCUCAUCCUCCUGCUGCUCCUGUACCACCGGGACCCCAUGUGCUGCCAGUUCCUCUGCUCCUGCCGCUUCUUCCAGACCCCCAGCCAGUAUGAGUGCCCCCCGCCCUACUUCAGCAGCAGCCAGCGGCUCGUGGGUCCCCAGAGCGGAGCGUCCCGGCUGGAGAGCGCCGCCGAGAACCCCGGCGUGCAGGGAGACGAGCUCUUCUGCGUCGGACCCCCCAGCAGCUACCAGCUCCCGUCCUGGGAGCAGCCCCGCUUGCCAAGCUACGAGAGCGUGCGGAAGAAAGAUCGCCAGCGGGAAAUCCAUCAGAUGAUUGCCGAGAGGUUUGGGCUGUGGGCAGAGCCCUCCCAGGAGAUGCCGCCUCCCUACGAGCAUGCUCUGAGGCAUCCUCCAGCUUUCUCAGGAACAGUAAUAAGCUCAGAGACCUUGGACAGACGUGGUGCGCCAGACCCUUUCCAGGCCCCUCUCAGCUACCAAACUCAGCGAAACACAGACGUGUAAGGCUUCGGCCUCCGCGUACUGCUUCUUCCCGUGGUGUCAGCGACAGAAGUGCCUGUGCCGUCACUCCCCCCGCAGGGAGCAGCCGAACCUCAGACCUCCACCCAGAUUCGCCAUCAGCCAAGACAGGCAAGUCAGACCAGGCCGGUGGAGACGUCCCUCCCGCAGCACAAGGACAACCACCGAGCCACCGCCAGGUAUCACGCUCUGAGCGGAGCAGCCAGGGAUCUCUCCUCGCUCUGAUCCAGCGAGUGUACUGUUACCAAAGGCGCCGGACCAGCCGCUUGCUUCUACGCGGGGAGCAAAGCCAAGGUGAAGGUCUGCUCAGCCAGAGCUCCUGCAGGCAGCUGGUGCUCCUGUACCUCUGUGAGGCAAGCGCUGCCCGGUGUGCCAAGGAUCAGACCGCAGACUGCUACUUCACUUCUUCCUUAGGUUGUAAAAUGUUUAACUCUAUUGGUGUGCGAGACACCAGGUGGUAAUCCUCACCCGUGAGCGGCAGAACAAAUCUGCAUCGCAGCAUCGCUGUGUGCUCUCACAGCAACUGUCGGCUGUGACUGAGAACAACUUUGUAUGGACUUCAGGUAGAUCCAGAGAGACUCCAGGAAUUCUGUCACCUGCUGUAGGCAACUACCGACCACCGAGCUGAACCACCUGAAUGUAUAUGCAAGCUGGGAAAGGACAGAAGCGUGGACGUACGUGGCUGACCCAAGUUUACCCAGUCGUCUUCUGCAGAGCAGACAAUCUAGUAAUGUCAACACUGGUGUCCUUACACCACCAAUUUUGAUAACCUGUUUUCUACUGCAGAGCCAAUGUUUCAAAUUAUUUACCAACCUGUAGAUAAAAUGAGAUCCAUUUGGCCACAAG